UGGUGGAUGUUGGAGCCCCUGAGUGCUGGUGGAUGUUGGAGCCCCUGAGCGCUGGUGGAUGUUGGAGCCCCUGAGCCCCUGAGCGCUGGUGGAGGUCUCGUGGGGCAGCAUGAACGGGACCCAGCACCCGAGCUUCCAGUCCUGCCUGCUGGAGGACUGCCCCAUGUCGCCCGGCCUGACCGCCUUCCUGGCCCUCUCCUACGGCGCCGUCAUGCUGCUGGGGCUUCUGGGUAACGCGUGCCUGAUCUGCGUCAUCGUGCGGCAGAAGGAGAAGGCCAACGUCACCAGCAUCCUCAUCACCAACCUGUCGGUGUCGGACGUGCUGGUGUGUGUGCUCUGCCUGCCCGUGACGGUGGCCUACACGCUGAUGGACCACUGGGCGUUCGGCGGGGCCCUGUGCCGGCUGCUGCCCUUCGUGCAGUGCACCUCGGUGAGCGUGUCCGUGCUGUCGCUGGUGCUGAUCGCGCUGGAGCGGCACCAGCUCAUCCUCAACCCCGCGGGCUGGAAGCCCAGCGCGCCCCAGGCCUACCUGGCGGUGGUGCUGAUCUGGACGCUGGCCUGCCUCACCUCCCUGCCCUUCCUGGCCUUCCACACGCUGACGGACGAGCCCUACCGCAGCCUCCCGCCGCCCCUGCGCGAUAAGGAGGCGUGUACGGAGAGCUGGCCGUCGCCGGCGCACAAGCUGGCCUACACCACCUGGCUGCUGCUGUUCCAGUACUGCGGGCCGCUGCUGCUGGUGCUGGUGUGCUACCUGCGGGUCUUCGGCCGUCUGCGGCGGCGCCGGGACAUGCUGGACCGGGCCGGCGCCGAGAACCGGCGCCUGGCCCACAGCCGGCGGGUCAACGCCAUGCUCGCCGCCCUGGUGGCCAGCUUCGCCGUGUGCUGGCUGCCGCUCAACGCCUUCAACGCCCUGGCCGACUGGCACCACGAGGCGCUGCUCGACCACCACGACCUGGCCUUCUCGCUCUGCCACCUGCUGGCCAUGGCCUCCACCUGCGUCAACCCCGUGGUGUACGGCUUCCUCAACAGCAACUUCAAGAAGGAGGUGCGGGCGGGGCUGCGGCGCUGCUGCUGUCGCCCCCCGGAGGACAAGUACCAGCACUUCGCCCUCUCCACCGUGCACACCGAGCUCUCCAAGACCUCGCUGCGCAUCCAUGGUUCUGUGAGCCUCUCCACAGGAAAUGAACGGAAUGCGUGUGUACAUGUAGGGCAGGUCAGGACCACUCGCAAAUGUCGUUCCUACCUAAAAGAUUAUAAAUACGAGAAAACUGGUGAAUGUGCCAAGUCCUCUUAAAUUGCUCAUAGUGAUUUUAAGAACAAAUCUGUUCGUACGAGUGGUUCUUGUGUGAGGACAAGUACCUGCACCUGUACAGACAAUUGAUUGUGAAAUUGUAUAAAUAUUUAUUAAAACCCAAGUGCAUGAAUGCAAAUGAUACUAAUCUACUAUUCAUAGUAAUCAGGAGUGGAGUUGCAUUUUUGUUUUUUUUAAGGUGAAUUUACUUUUAAAUCUGAAUCGUUCUAUUGUUUAGUAUUUGUGUGUGUUACUGUAUGCUGUAUGGCUAUGAUAAGUAUUUUGAUUCUGAAAAAAUAUUUUCAGAUUUGUAAGCUUAUUCUGUUAUUGUUAUAUGUAAGAUGUGUUUAUUUUUGAGGGGUCAUUUGGCACACUCACGUUUCGUGCCCCAGGAAAGCUGACUCAUUGUUCACCAGAUUAAAUGUGAAAGGCCAUUACACUGAAAGAGUUUGCACGAUAACAAAUGCAUGUAGCAAUUAAAUGUUUUAAUGCAAAAUUGACUGGCUAAGCAUACAGUGCUUCUGGCAAAUAAAGAUUUUCAUUUUCAAAGAGA
This is a messenger RNA of Conger conger (European conger), 1844 nucleotides long. Its product is annotated as neuropeptide Y receptor type 4-2-like. Gene Ontology annotation, cellular component: neuron projection; plasma membrane. NCBI's taxonomy places the organism in Eukaryota, Metazoa, Chordata, Actinopteri, Anguilliformes, Congridae. The transcript is spliced from 2 exons. The coding region runs from base 110 to 1294 and encodes 394 amino acids. Gene Ontology annotation, biological process: G protein-coupled receptor signaling pathway. Gene Ontology annotation, molecular function: neuropeptide binding; pancreatic polypeptide receptor activity. The record is from RefSeq and is a predicted model, not a curated record.